Molecule: messenger RNA, 1028 nt
Organism: Rubroshorea leprosula
Lineage: Eukaryota; Viridiplantae; Streptophyta; Magnoliopsida; Malvales; Dipterocarpaceae
Source: the annotation of a GenBank genome assembly
AUAUACAUGUGUGUGCAUUAAGUCUAAUGAGAAAAGGGAGAAAAAAAGGAUACAAAGGAUUUUUGAAAGUUAUGGAGGAGGAGCUAAAGAGCUUUGUUAAGGUGUGGGUUUUGGCCAUUACAUCUCUAUGCUACUCUUAUUACAUUGCAGCAAAGAUCCCAAAAGGCUUUCUAAGGCUCCUCUCCCUCCUCCCUGUUAUUUCUCUCUUCCUUUUCCUCCCCCUGAAUCUCUCCUCUUAUAGUUAUAUCUUCGCAACAUCCAUCUUCCUUUCUUGGUAUGCCAACUUUAAGCUCCUUUUGUUCUCCUUUGAUUAUGGCCCUCUAUCCCCACCCCCACCACAACUUCUUCAUUUCAUCUUUAUAGCUUCUCUCCCCAUUAAGAUAAAAAGGUAUCCACCCCAAGAUAAACCACAAACUUCAUUUCUUGGAACAAUUAUAUUGGCCAUGAAAGUUGCAAUUACAAUUAUGCUUUUUGUGGCUUACAACUAUGGAAAACAUUUGAAUACAAGUAUUGUUCUUGCCCUUUUUCCCAUCCACUUUCUCUUUGAAACGCAGUGCUUAUAUGCAGUGUUUCAAAUCCCUCCAAAAUUCCUUUUUGGGUUUGAACUAGAGCCUCAAUUCAAGGAGCCCUUACUUGCCAACUCCUUGCAAGAUUUUUGGGGCCGGAGGUGGAAUCUCAUGAGCUCCGAUGUACUCCGUCACACCAUAUAUAAUCCUUUACGUCGUACUUCUAUGCGUAUUAUUGGAGAUAGUUAUGAAGAAGAAGAAGGUGAUAUUGAUAGGGAGAAAACGGCAGUUUCUCAAUGUAAUCUCGAGGCUACUGGUGCUGGGAUUUCUGCUGGUGACUUCUAGAUGGAUCUUGUUUGCACCAUGGUUGAGAAAUGGUAUUUAUGAGAAGGCCUACAUAGAAUACUCCAUGGCAAUAAACUUUUGCAAAGUGAGUGCUACAUAUAUAUUGAUGUUUUAUAUGUAAAAGUAGUUAUGUAAUUAUUAAGAAUUUAUUGUUUCAAAUAAAAGGUUUCUAGUUUA